Molecule: messenger RNA, 2013 nt
Organism: Prosopis cineraria
Lineage: Eukaryota; Viridiplantae; Streptophyta; Magnoliopsida; Fabales; Fabaceae
Product: serine/threonine/tyrosine-protein kinase HT1-like
Exons: 3
Coding region: 711-1781 (356 amino acids)
Biological process (GO): protein phosphorylation
Molecular function (GO): protein kinase activity; ATP binding
Source: RefSeq, a predicted model, not a curated record
UAGGUCCCUAUCGGCAGGCCCGGUUUGUCUGCUGAGGAGAGGAUAUUGGCAUGUUACUCCGCAACGUAGAGAGGUGUGCGGGUACUGUGUAAUCAUCUCCUGCGAGCCGCGGAGAGCUUCCUUGUCUGUUCCUUCUGCAUUUGCUUGAUCCUCUUCCCAGAAUUUCUCUCCGCUACCCCAUUCUCUUCUUCUUCUCCUUCCUCCUACUCCUCCCUGUUUUUGCUGUCUCUCUUUUUCCCUUCUUAUUUUUUCAAAUUUAUUAACGGUUCUAACCCAAGAAAGGUACCAUCUUUGUCAGAAACGAUCCAAAUUUCUGUUUUUUUUUCCCUUGCUUACCACAAAAAUUCUUGACCCUCUCUUCACUCCUUUUUGAGAACUUAGCUGAUUUGGUCCGUAAAUAUGCAUCAUCUGAUGAUCGUUUAUGCGGUUACAGAACAUUAAGGGGAAAAGUUAAAGUUGAUUUUUAAUCUCUUUCUUUCUUAACUUUUUUCCUUUCCGGAACCUCUUUUUCUAAUGCAGGCAUCAGAAGAAAUAUUCAAAUGUAGUUUGUUAGGAACAAUUUAAGUCAUCAAAAUCAAGAGUUCUGGGCAUUUCAGGCUUUUUCCACAUAUAUAUCUAUUUAUUUUUCUUUUGGAUCUGCACUGGGUUCGUCUUCAUCGUAGGGGUUGAAUUGAACUGGGGUGACUCUGAUAAGAACCAACCCUGAUCCCAUGAGGAAUUUUUGCUGGUCUAAACAAGUUCCGCUCAACCCGAAACUUGGCCGAAAGCUUUCGCUUGGCGAGUACAAUGGAGCCGUGUCGUGGUCCAAGUAUCUGGUCUCCUCUGGGGCUGCAAUAAAGGAAGACGGAGAAGAGGAUUGGAGCGCCGACUUGUCCAGGUUACUCAUUGGCGCCAAAUUUGCUAUUGGCAGUCACAGUAGGAUCUACAAAGGCGUCUACAAGAACACCGAAGUGGCAAUUAAGAUGAUAAGCCUACCGGAGGAAGACGAACACUUGGCUUCUUUGCUUGAGAGGCAGUUUAAUGCUGAGGUUGCCACGCUCUUUCGACUGCACCAUCCAAAUAUCAUCAAGCUUGUUGCCGCCUGCAAGAAAUCUCCGGUCUUCUGCAUAAUUACUGAAUAUAUGCCAGGGGGAUCAUUGAGAAGAUACCUGCGUAACCAAAAGGCCUAUUCACUCCCCCCCAAACUUGUUCUGAAAUUAGCCCUAGACAUUGCACGAGGCAUGCAAUAUCUUCAUUCUCAGGGGAUACUUCAUAGGGAUCUCAAAUCAGAAAACCUUCUUCUGGGAGGAGAUAUGCGUGUAAAAGUAGCGGACUUUGGACUCUCCUGCCAGGAAUCUGAGAGCUGUACUGCAAGUGAAUUUACUGGAACUUAUCGUUGGAUGGCACCUGAAAUGUUGAAAGAUAAGAAUCAUACCAAGAAAGCAGAUGUCUACAGUUUUGGCAUAGUUCUAUGGGAGCUUUUGACAUCAUUGACACCAUAUGAGAACAUGACCCCAGAGCAGGCAGCAUUUGCAGCCUCCCAAAAGAAUGUAAGGCCACCAUUGCCACCUGAAUGUCCUUUGGCAUUUAGCUGUCUGGUCACCAGAUGCUGGGCGGCCAAUCACCAUAAACGGCCACACUUCGAUGAGAUAGUUUCCAUCUUGGAGGGCUAUUCAGAAUCGCUGAAGGAGGAUCCAGAAUUCUUCUCUCAUUUCAUACCACCGGCUCCUAAUGCUAGUGUCUUUAAGGAAUGCUUACCAGGGUGCAUUUCUGGUCGUAAAUCUGGAUUGUGUCAUGCUUAAUCUCCUGAACGAUAAAUAUGUUCAGUGAACAAGUACGAGCUGUCCAUAAUCCUCUUUUUUUAAGGUUUUGGAGAUUCGUUUUUUCUCCUCCUGAAGUGAGAGAAGAAAAACAGCUGUAUCCUUCCUCCAUUAUUGAUGAGGUGAUGGCUAUGGCCGGUAUUUCUAAUACCUAAGAGUGUCCAACUUUUUUAAAAUAAUAAUAAUAAAAAUGAGUGGGAGUCUGAUUCUGUAA